Messenger RNA from Struthio camelus australis, 1002 nucleotides. The record is from RefSeq and is a predicted model, not a curated record. Lineage: Eukaryota; Metazoa; Chordata; Aves; Struthioniformes; Struthionidae.
UUUUUUGAUGUCUCUAAAUCUAGAUGGUCACCAGGACAGAGGGUCAAAUUGAUGACUCUCUAAUUGGUGGCAAUGCCUCUGCUGAAGGUCCUGAGGGAGAUGGAACAGAAGCCACGGUCAUAACUGGUGUUGAUAUAGUAAUAAACCACCAUCUUCAGGAAACCAGCUUUACAAAAGAAUCAUACAAGAAGUACAUCAAGGACUACAUGAAAGCAAUCAAAGCCAGACUUGAGGAACAUAAGCCAGAGAGAGUAAAGCCUUUCAUGACAGGGGCUGCAGAACAAAUCAAACACAUCCUUGCUAACUUCAAAAACUACCAGUUUUUUGUAGGUGAGAACAUGAAUCCAGAUGGCAUGGUGGCUCUGCUGGAUUUCCGUGAGGAUGGCGUGACUCCAUAUAUGAUUUUCUUUAAGGAUGGCUUAGAAAUAGAGAAAUGUUAACAAACCAAACAGUAUGAUUUUGGAUCACCUGUCUUCAUAGCUGGCUGCUGUUACUUCUUCAUCAGCACAACACCAGGACUCAGCAAUGUCUAACAACUGGACUGAUGUCAUCCUGAGCUUUAUUCACUUAUUUUGACCCUGAUUUGGAGUGGAGGCAUUGUUUUAAAAAACAAAACAAAACCAAACAUCUGUCAUGUAGGUUGUCUAAAAUAAAACUCAUUUAAACCCAUUCUAGGUGAUGCCUCUUGGUCUAGUGUGUUUCUUAAGGUGACUUUACAGGACAGGUUGCUGCAAGAUCUUUGUCCAAGGAUCUGAUAACUGUCAAUAGUAUAGCCUGGUCCUAGCUCACUACAACUUGACUGUCUUCAGAUAGACUUCAUGCAGUUUCUACCUGUGGCAUUGGAGUGCAAGAGCAGGCUGAGGUGAAUAAGGCAAAGCUCCAAGAAAUGUCAUCAUAAUGAAGUGGACCUUCUUCAUCUCUCACGAUUGUACAGAGACUUCUCUCUCUGGAAGAGAUACCAAAAUUAAUAAAAAAAACCAAAAUGGAAUAUGUGCUAUUCAA